GUGGUUUCCUCUUCAUUGUCUUUCUGAAGCUCUGCGGGAGCACUUCCACACAGUCAUAGUUGAGCUAACCAUCUCACUGCGUAUGAGUUAAACGACCACAGGAUGAAGACCGCGCCGCUCGCACUCCUCUGUCUGUUGGUGUGGUGUCCAGCUACAGAGAGUUUAAUUGACAAAUGGGUGAAUUUAGGGGAAAAUGUGACUUUGGACUGUGAUAUUGGUAGCAACGAGAUUUAUUGGUUUUUCCUGAAACGGCCAGAUUCUCUAGCGGUGAUACUGCGAACUUUCACAUCCGACUCUCAAUGGGCUCAUUUCUAUAAUGAACAAUUCAGAAACAAAUAUGCGUCACAAAAGUGGAGCCGUUUAAUGAUUAGUAAUAUAACCGCAGAUGAAUUAGGAAUAUAUUAUUGUGUGAAAACAGACUCACUUCUAAAGCUCAACAAUGGCACCAGACUUUACAUCUCUGAAACUGGUCAAACUGGGAAUGAGACAGAAUGCAACAAUCAUUCACAGCAUCUGAAAACCCUCCAGACUCUGACCGCAUCAUCCGCGGCUCUGAACGCUCUGAUGUUCACCACGAUCAUCGGUCUGUUAAUGCUCAGAUGGAAGAAGCCUUCACAAACUCAACAACAGUGUCAGGAGGUUGAACUGGUGCAGCUCGAGGACUUAAAUAUUGCCGAGUAUUCUGAGAUCGAGUUCACAUAUUCCACAGAAGAAAAGCCAAAUCAGAUCAACAGUAUUUAUGAGCUUCUCCAGAAUCCAAAGCAAACUCCAGAUAAACGUAACCGCAACAUAAGAUGAUGCUCAGGAGGUUUGGGGCGUCGUCUUCUUCUUCGUGUGGGACUUUCUGAUCUCGCAGUGACUGACACAAGCAGAGUCAGAUUGAAGUCUUCUAAAGCUCAUUGCGUUUCCUGCCUCCAUUUACUUAUUUAUCAAAAAUAUAACUGGUCUGAUUCUGCUGCCAAGUAACCAGAGAUUUGAUGAAUGCUGACAUAAAUCAUGAAAGUUUUCACGUUUAUAUUUUGUCACUGAUUGAUUGUAAUAGUUGAUAUUUCCCCUGUGGAUUACUGUGCAGGAACAGAUGAUGUAUGAGUACUAACCUUGCUCAAAAAACACUUUAAACCAGACUAAAAUGAUAAACUGAUUUAAAAUGGUUUAUUUCAGGUUUCUUAACCUGGCGUCUUGAUAUGGCGCACCAUAAGUGCUUUAAAACCACCUAACUUCACCUGCACGUUUGCCAGCUAACACUAGUAAACCACUUUAGGCUGGUUUAAAUGGUUUUUCAAGCAAUGAAUUACAUCAGAAAUAUACAAAAAUAGUUUUGUGCACUUUGAAGGUUACCUUUAUAACUGUACAUGUUGACACUAAUGCAUGUUUUACUGUGAUUAUUGCUGGUCAAGUGUUUUGUGGGCAUAUGAAACAAUCACAUGAUCCCAAGACAAACAAAUGAGACAAUGUCUAGACGUUGCAUUACGCAACAAUAACCUUUUGAAAUGUAACUGCUAAAAAGGAACACACUUCCUGUUAUGAACAAACAAUGAGAGGCAAAAUACAAUAAUGAGUCCAGACAUUUCAUUAAAUGUUAUUUAUUAUUUUAAUUUUUUUUACAAUUUCUAAUAAAACAAAUAGCUACUAUUGGCAACUUUCUGUACAGCAGGGCUAUUGUAGUUUAAAAUGUAUUUCUAUUUUAUUUUCAUGCUUUAUACUUUCAUUUUAGUUUAAUAACUGUCAGAUUCAGUGUA
This is a messenger RNA of Xyrauchen texanus (razorback sucker), 1739 nucleotides long. RefSeq lists its product as uncharacterized. The record is from RefSeq and is a predicted model, not a curated record. The transcript has 5 exons. The coding region runs from base 103 to 798 and encodes 231 amino acids. Lineage: Eukaryota; Metazoa; Chordata; Actinopteri; Cypriniformes; Catostomidae.